GACUCUUUCAUCUCACACAAGGAACUCCAGCUCGUUGCGUUGUUAGCUCAACCGACGCAUAUUAUCGGUGUAAUUGUUGUCUCUCAACAAAGGGAAUCGUGGCUUUUAACGGGUCGCUCUGCAGGGAUGUCGAAACUAAAGCUGAUAUCUGCAGAGGACACUCAGUACACCACAUCAUUUCUGAAGUCCAUCAGUGAGCAACGAAACAGUGGUUUAUUCUGUGAUGUCACCAUAAUUGUGCAAAAGCGCAAGUUCCGGGCGCACAAAGUUGUGCUGUCCGCCUCGAGUACCUAUUUUCGCCAACUUUUCUCAGUUGCUGGACAACUUGUAGAGUUGAACUUCAUCAAGGCAGAUAUAUUUGAGGUGAUCUUGAAUUACAUAUACACAUCUAAAAUAUGCAAAGUUCGAUCGGACAGACUUCAGGAUCUCAUUAGUGCCGGUCAGAAUUUGGGUGUGAAUUUUCUCGCCAAUUUAGGAACGCCACUUGCACAAGUCAAGGGAUUACCUGGCUUGUCCAAAGAAGGAGAUAACAGUGUUAACUGCUCUGAGAAGAAUGAUACUGAAACGGAGAAUAUGCCGAUCAUUACUGAGACAUUCUCACUGUCUGCUGAAGAGUUCAACAUGGCAAGCAGUGGUACAGAAAAGGAAGUGGACUCGGACAAUGAUGACAUUCUUUUCGUCUCCAAAACAGAAGCCUCACCAGCUCAAAAGAUCAAGAUGUCAGAAGUUAAUGAGGGAGGGCCAGAGGCUAAAAAACAAAAAGUCAUAAAUGAGGAAGGAAUUGUCUCUAAAAGCCAAGAGGGAAAAGACAAGCCUCCUUCUGAUACAUCACUCCAAAACAACCUCCAGCCCCAGCCAGACACAGUGCUUCUUGCUAGCCCUGUGAUGUCCCCAGACGCCAGUAGCAAUAUUCUCACUUCACCUGUAAGAACCAGCUCAGCCAGUGAGCCCCACACCCCUGCAUGCGAGAACACCUCACUCCCUCUAGAAAACAAUGAGGUGCUUGGUGUGCAAAAGAAAACGGUUCUUCUAAAGCACUCGCCAGAUAGUCCUGAUAAAAUCAGACUGUCGGAUGUGAAGUCAAUCUAUAGCACAAAUAAUGGAACAGGAACCGGAAUAAACAUGGUACCGGUAGUUUCCGCAAAAACGACAAUAACUUUAGACAAAGCCUCGGAAAUUGAUUCGUUAUCGACAGGGUGUAAAGUAUAUGCUAACAUAGGUGAGAACACCUAUGAUAUUGUCCCUUUAAAGGAGGACCCAGGGGAGGGAGCCACCCAAGAUCGAAAAUCGCAGAUGUCACCUGGUGCCGGCAAUGUGUCUGGUAACUCGCCUCGAGGAAAGAAGUUCAAGCUGGAUCAGGAGGAUCACUACGAAAUUAUCAUGGAUGGAAAAACCUUCUAUGUGUGCAUUGUGUGUAAGCGUCCCUAUGUGUGCCGAACAAGUCUCAAGCGUCACUUUAACACUCACUCGUGGGAAAGAAAGUACCCGUGCCAUUACUGCAGCAAGGUUUUUGCUCUGGCAGAAUACAGGACCAAACAUGAGAUCAGUCACACAGGGGAAAGACGGUACCAGUGUUUACUGUGCAGUGAAAUGUUUCUCAAUUAUCAGGUUUUGUCUGGUCACUGCAAGCAAGUUCACAAUCAAGACCCUUCAGGGCGGAAGCAGAAAGAUGACACAAGCAACAACUUGUAUCGGCUACUGCCUUGUAAAACAGUGCAGUUCAAACCGUAUUCCUUCGUAUCUGAGGAAUCAUUGGGGAUUCCAGUGAUCAAUGAAGAUGGGACUGUUCAACAUUUAGACCCCAAUAAAGCGCACUUUACAAGCGAGGAGCUUCCGUCUAGCCAAAGCAAAGCACUGGCCUGGAGUGACAUCUUUGCAGAACCUGAGACACAUAACAGUCCAGAAGCUCUUGCUCAGCGUAAUCCGCAAGGACCACAACUGCAAGGACCACCGCCACAAUCGCUCAACCAAAUAAAUGCUGAAAGCACAACAGAAUUUGAGUUUGUUAUACCAGAGACGUACUGAGCAUGCUUGUUCGCUGCCCUGGCUCAGGUGCCUUGUUUGGGGUGGUGGAGUGGUUGAUUGUCUGGACCAGUUGAUUUGAUUUGUAGUAUAAACUCCAGUGUCCCAUCAACUUACAGUAGUUUCAAGGUGCUUUUUGUUCUUGGUAAUGUAUAUUUAGAACCAUGUAGUACUUUGCAUUGGUUUGCAGUUCAGUUUCAACUCAUCAACUUAACAUCUUAAUUAUGUGUUAUCACUGUUAGAUAACACAUGGUUAAUUAAAUGGAUAUAAUACAUAUUUUAUGUACAGCAAAAUUAGAUUGAGCUGCCAUAUCUUUAAAAUUUAGUUUUGCAUUUUCUGUUCCAUUCCUAGGACAGUAUAACAAUGUUGGAUGUUAUUAGCAGGGAACAAGUACAGACUGUUACAAAUACAAUUUGUUAUAUUUUUUUACAGUUAUGUAACUUUAAUAUGUAAAGGCUUUUUGGGAGAGUGUUACAUCAAUAAGUCCAAAAGUAACUGUGUUGUACCUAAAUCAUACUAACUAAAUUAUUGUUUUCAUAUUCAGAGUUCAAUUGGAAAGAGAUGCUAAAAUCAUUUAGAUUUUCUAGUCUGCUUCUUAUUGUAGUUAUUAAUGAUUGUUUGGCACUAGACGGAUACAUGUUAACGGCAGGUUUUGGUCCUGCAGUAAGAGUUUGAAUGUUUGUAUUUAUGGUUUUUGCUGAUUGUUAUGUUUUAAGAAGGAUGGAGUAAAUAUGCAAAAUGUUUUUGUCAAUUGUCCAUUAAUUAUGUUUUAAAAUGUAUAUGCUGGCCAUAUAUUAUCACAAAGGGUAUGUGAAGAAAAAUAUUCAUCCCUCCGCCAAUCAUGUCUCGAUAACUACUGAAAUGUUCAAGCUAAUCAAAUAUUGGCACGAUGACC
Molecule: messenger RNA, 2918 nt
Organism: Xyrauchen texanus (razorback sucker)
Lineage: Eukaryota; Metazoa; Chordata; Actinopteri; Cypriniformes; Catostomidae
Product: transcriptional regulator Kaiso-like
Exons: 2
Coding region: 127-2025 (632 amino acids)
Biological process (GO): regulation of transcription by RNA polymerase II
Cellular component (GO): nucleus
Molecular function (GO): RNA polymerase II cis-regulatory region sequence-specific DNA binding; DNA-binding transcription factor activity, RNA polymerase II-specific; protein binding
Source: RefSeq, a predicted model, not a curated record